UGUCUGUGGUAAAAAAGAUGAGAAUCUGAACUCCGAAAAGUGAAGUUAAGUGUUAACACAGCUGAACAAAAUUCAAUCGUUUAUAAUGUCUUGAAAAGUAAAAUAAAUAAAUCGGUAUCGAGAAGUUGCCUUCGAUGAUAUUUGAGGACUGACUGAUAAUGUCUGACUACGACCUGCAGUUUGAAGCUGACUUAGAAAAAGCCCAGGCUUUGAGUUUAGAAAGUUUGGCAUUGGAGCAAUUUCGCAGGCAGAAGCAACUAUCGAGUUCAGAUAAUGUGCGGGACACGGGCGCCGCCAGUGUACGCCGUCGAGACGAGAGUGACGGUCCGCCACCCGCGUUACCGCCCCCCCCUCGUAAGCCUCCACGAAGAACUUCAAACUCGGAAAGUUCUAGGUCAACGGGAACCAGUCCCACCAGAACCACUAGCAGUGACCUGAUAUCAUUCGCAAGUCCUACAAGUAAAACUCCGCCAAAGGAUUCCCAUGCCUCCCUUAAAGAGUAUAUCGACCAAAUUAGCAAAUUGGGUCAACAAACUGAAGAUCUCACAUUGAAUACUCCAGACGCGUCAACGACGAUGAAUAAUCAGUAUAACCAACGACCGGGCUAUCCUUACAAUGCUCAGUAUAAUUACAACUAUCCCCCACCAUACACGGCCAUGCCGCCCUACCCUCCAUACCCUCCAUCCACUCCUUAUGGGAUGCCCGCACCAAUGGGUACACCGGCCCCCAAUUAUCCCUACCAUCCUCCCGUGGCGGGACAACACGACCAACCACCGACAUAUGUUGUAACUAAUCCACCAAUGUAUGCUCCAACGAUACCCUACACACAAACUAGAAUGGCAACUCCCACACCUUACAUGGGAUAUCCUCAAAAUCAUUCGCAACCUCCAGCAUACAAUUACAACACUACGAAUUUGAUAUCGAGGCCGCCGAGGCCGGUUACGUUGUACCCUCAACUAAAUCAAAUGCCGACAUAUCCGCCCAAGUCUGCACAAAAUCAGAAUGUGAAUAAUAAUAAUAACAAUAAUGUUAAAGUCCAACCUGUUUUGAAGAACCAACCUUCCAAAGGCAGCAUUGAGGCCAACGCUUCAAAGAAAUCGGAAGUAAAUUCUGGGCCGAACGAGUCCAGCGACACGGUGGAAAGUCUACCAAAGUCGAUGAAUCUGAUCGACUUCGGUGGUCGAAAGUCAACUGGGCAAGGUAGCGUAAGAGUCAGUGUGUUAGAGGCGUUUGAUCCGCUACUAACUGAACAGAAUCAUCCUGACUACGCGGUCCCCAGCGAGUGCUCGAGCGUGUACGAGGAGUACGACCCGCUAGACUUCCUGUACGGCGAGACGGAGCUGCGCGAGGCGCCGCUGUACGGCGCCGGCAAGCGGGACGCGCCCGCCGUGCCGUCGCCGCCGCCCAAGAACAUCCCCAGCGUGCCGGCCGUCGCCAAGAGACCUACUACGAAUAAACUUUACGACUGCAUAGUUAAAACUCGUACCAAGAAUUACGAUAGCGAGCAUAAAGCGUUUUUAAAAAUGGUCCUCGACGUCAGAAAAAAAUUCAUUCACUCUGAUGAAAAAACUAAUCCGGGCCACGUGAUCGCGGCGAGGUCGGGCGGGAGAUACCCACCUAACACUAGUAUUAAGAUUCUAGUCUACAACUCCCAUACCGACGAGCCGAUCAUCUUUACCUCUGAUGUCGAGUCAACCGUGGAACAUGUGAUAUUAACAGUGGUAUGUUCUCUAGAUGAGGAUAUAAGGGAAGACAUGUCUGAGUAUAUGUUACGGGUUUGGGGAGCAAAAGAAUACCUAACACCAGGCAGUUCGCUAAGUGAAUAUGACUAUAUUCGAGAAUGUGUACGCUUAGAAAAAGACGUCCGUCUAUGUUUAUCUGAAUGCAAAGAUACAUCGCUGGCCAGGAGCGAGAGAGAUGACGCGAGAGACUCGCACCUAACUUUGGACGAUUUGAUACCGACUCAAGGCUCUAUGCCGAUGCUGUCAUUUGAUAAUCUUUCUAUUUUACUUGAGACACUGGAGGGCGAGCUGUCCCGCGCAGUGGGCGUGGUGAGCGCGGAGGGCAGCUGCUCGCCCAACGCCGUGUUCCAGGCCGUCAAGGCCAUCUGCGCGCUGGCCGGCGGCGUCGAGACGCUGCACGUCACGCACACGCUGAAUGCGUACGCGCAGGCCUGCACCGCCCAGAGCACGGGCGCCAUGCGGCCGGAGAUCCAGGCGGAGAGCGGCCCGUACUGCGCGGUGUCGCUGCGCGCCGCCAACGCGCGCGAGGCGCUGGCGCAGCAGUGCGCGCGCGUGCGCGACGCCGUGCGCGCGCUGCUGGCGCUCUACACGCGCGCGCGCCUGCUCGACUUCCGCCUGCAGGACGCGGCCGGCGUCGCCGAGCCCAGCAAGGCAGUCCCAGCGCAUACAAUAACGGAGACUAUGUUACUGUGCAUCGAAGCGGUCCACAGCCUUCCGCUGUGCUGGACACACGAUGAGUAUCUGUUCCACGUGCAGGCGUACUACGGCACUCGACCCUUGAAGACGCUACACGUUACGCAUAUAUCAAAAAUCGAGUGCGGGGGAUUUUAUCCUAGGAUCAUAUUUGAUACUUGGCUUAAUCUGGAAGAUGUACCAAUCAGCACGCUACCUCGUGAGACUCGACUCGUGAUGACACUAUAUGGUCGAACACAAAGAACUGACGACCAACUGCUAGCCGACCAACAGAACAACAAGGAGGGCGAGGGGAAUGGUGACUUACAGUUCGAACAAGUUGAAUUGGGUUGGACUUCGAUACAGAUGUUCGAUUAUGAUGGUCUACUCGCGUCGGGACACUACGUGCUGCCGCUGUGGCCGGCGUGCUGCGACCGCCGCAUCGGCCCCGCGCCGCACCCGAUGCACGCGCCGCCGCCGCCCUACCCCGUCGUCAACAUCGAAAUUCCAAUAUACACUCGGACUGGUGUAAAAUGGACGAAUGUCGACGAGGAGAAGCAGAAAGUCUUCUCAUCAGAAAAUUUACCCAAGUUUGACUCCCUGGAUGGACACACCCAGUCACAGUUAUUACAUCUCAUAGAACAAGGGGCUUAUCAAAGGAUGCCUACUGAAGGACGAGAGAUCCUAUGGGAGAAGCGUCAAUACCUAGUAGAGCUGCCAGGUGCUUUACCAUUAGUGUUGCUGGCUGCCACUAGCUGGAGUGGCGAGCAACGUGCUCAGCUCGUGGCGCUAUUGCAGCGUUGGGAGCGACCCUCGCCACUAAACUCCAUGCACCUACUGCUGCCUUGUUUCCCAGACGCAGCGGUCCGCGAGAUGGCAGCACAACUAGCAAGUGGAAUGUCAGACGAUGAACUCAUUCGGGUUCUACCUCAACUUGCACAGGCGCUUCGGUAUGAGACCUACGAAGCUAGCCCACUUGCUGGAAUGUUAUUAUCAAGAGCGAUGUCCGCUCCAGCCGUCGCACACAAAUUAUUUUGGCUUCUAGUACAUUCGCUGCCAAAUGUACCACUGGCACCAAACGAAGAGUUUCUAGGUAUUAGUCUCGAAGAUAAUGCGACUGAUAACACAGAAGUGGAUGCAUGUAUGACAGCCACUUGGCGUUAUCGGUUGCUCCUGCGAGCUCUGCUGGCGAUCUGUGGCGAAAACCUUAGUCAGACUCUACUACGACAACAGCUCCUGGUCAAAACGGUGUCGGAGGUGGCGCUGUCGGUGAAGGGCGCGAAGGAGGCGCUGCGCGCGCGCGCUCUGGUGGCGGGCGGCGAGCGGCUGGCGGCGCAACUGCGGCGCACGCCCGCCGCGCUGCCCUUCGCGCUGCACCGCUACGUGCACGACGUCGACAUCAAGUCCUGUUCAUAUUUUUCAUCGAAUACGCUUCCCUUGAAAAUAAACUUCAUUGGUGAUGACACCGCUGUUGUACCGGCUAUGUUUAAAGUCGGUGAUGACCUUCGGCAAGAUUCAUUGGUCCUCCAAGUCAUCAAAGUCAUGGACACCCUUUGGUUAAAAGCAGGCCUAGAUUUACGAAUGGUCACAUUCCAGGCAUUACCAACAAGCAGUAAAAGAGGAAUGAUUGAAAUUGUGUCAGAGGCCGAAACUCUUAGAGCUAUCCAGACAGAGUGGGGUCUGACGGGCUCAUUCAAAGAUAAACCCAUAGCUGAGUGGCUCGCCAAGCACAAUCCCUCGGAGCUGGAGUACCAGAGAGCCAGGGACAACUUUACAGCAUCAUGCGCGGGCUACAGCGUAGCGACGUACCUGCUGGGCAUCUGCGACAGACACAACGACAACAUCAUGCUGAAGACCUCCGGACAUCUGUUCCACAUCGACUUCGGAAAAUUCCUCGGUGACGCACAGAUGUUUGGCAACUUUAAGAGGGACCGAGCUCCUUUCGUUCUCACAAACGAUAUGGUGUACGUCAUCAACGGCGGCGAACGACCCACGCAGCGCUUCCAGCACUUCGUAGAGCUGUGCUGCAUGGCUUUCAAUAUCGUUCGAGCGCACCACGACCAUUUGCUGGACUUGUUCGCCCUGAUGGCGAUGUCGGGCGUGCCGGGCGUGUCGAGCGCGGCGGCGGGCUACGUGCGCGGCGCGCUGCUGCCCGCCGCCAGCAACGCCGAGGCGGCCGCCGCCUUCGCGCGCCUCAUACACUCCUCGCUCAAGAGCAAAUUUACGCCUAUAAACUUCUUCCUGCAUAAUCUGGCGCAGCUGAGAGCUAGCGGUGACCAGAGUAACAACACAUCGGAGCUCUUGUCGUUCAUGCCCCGAACUUAUACCAUGACCCAGGAAGGUCGGCUCGUGAGAGUCGAGUGCCUCAGCUACGAGAAACGCUACGAUCCCGAAAAGCACUACGUGUACGCGCUACGAGUUUUCCGGCAGGGACAGGCCACGCCCUCCGUGCUCUACCGCUCCUACAAACAUUUUACCGAGUUGUACCAGAAGAUAUGCUUGCAUUUUCCUUUAGCGAAGGUCCAUAGCUUACCGUCCGGUUUACACGUAGGAAGAUCCAACACAAGACAAGUUGCCGAGAGGAGAUUCAGCGAUGUACAAGCUUUCCUGACCUCUCUGUUCAGCCUGGCGGAUGAAAUAGCACAUUCAGAUCUUGUUUACACAUUCUUCCAUCCGCUGCUGCGGGAUCAGCAGGAUGUGGAACCGCAGAGACUAAAGAAAGGCGAGUCCGUGGAGACGGAGAACAGCGGCUCGGGCUCGCUGAAGCUGUCGGUGCAGUACUCGGGCGGGGUGCUCUCCGUGCUCAUCCUGCACGCGCAGUCGCUGGCCGCCUCCGCGCAGGGCCUGCCGCCCAACCCCUACGUCAAGGUAUACCUAGUACCAGAUCCAACCAAAGAGACGAAACGCAAGACGCGCGUAUUGAAACGAAACUCGCACCCGUCUUUCAUGGAGAUGCUGGAGUACCGCCUGCCCCUGGACGUCGUCAAGAACAGAAGCUUACAGGCGACUGUGUGGCACUACGACUCCUUGCAGGAGAACCAGUUCCUGGGGGGAGUCGUCAUCCCCCUGGGCACCUUACCGCUGAAACAGGAAACGGUGGCGUGGUAUCCGCUGGAAUACAUCCCUCGGUAGCUGCUACUGGCCCGCUCAGCCAUGUGGAGCACAGACUUGCCGAUGAGGUGACUCCCAGACUGUGUGUGCGCUGAUAUAGAAUGAUGCGUAUCGAUUUAGACAAAUUUUUGGUAACUUCUUAAAAUCCAGACGUGCUAUUUUGUAGCUUGGAUAAAUUAUACUCUAAUAUAUUUGAAUAACGCUUCACCCAAUUUUCCGUUAAUCAUAAUACUUAUUAAAUUAUAAUAAUCUUGAUUUCUUAAAAUAAAAUCUAUAAUCAUAAAUGAUAUUGGCAGCAUUUAAUAAGCAAUUAAGAAAUAAAUAGCGUUUUAAUAAUAAUCAUCAAAUAUUUUUCGUAACCUUCAAGUGAAUGACGACAAAGUGAAGGAAUUAAAACGAGUAUACUGGCUAAAUGUUCUCAAGUAAGAUGUAAUUCUAAUUACGAGAAUACCAAACUGAUGCAUUUGUUUCGUUUGCAAUGGGAGCAUCGGCCGUCCGAACGUAAACUAUUGUGAUUGCGAUGACGUAUAGGAAAUAACGCGCUGGUAUUGUAACUACGUAAGAUACAGGUAUUAUUCAAUGUCACAAUACAUAUUAUACUGGUCACGUGACUUAAUAACUCUAAACCUCCAUAUGAUAACAGUAUUUUGUUCGUCGAUGUAUUUCUUAAAAUUGUAAGGUUAGUUUUUGAUGCCUAUUUAAAGCCCUCGUUAUAUUUUAUUUACUCCGCUCACUAACGCAGUCCGUUUGUUAGAGGUCUUAUAUCAACGGUUGAUUUGUUCACUGACUGACUGGACUGAGAUUAUAAAGUUUUAUUUUGUUAAUCAAUUUAAUGCACUCGGAAUGUUUUGGCAAAGGGAGUGUAACAUAUGAUUAUUAUGUGUGUGUAUUUUGGGGCGAUCGAAAUUCUAUAAGUCAUAUUUCAUACAUGCGUGGAGAUUAAGAACUGCUUUAAGAACCAGUCGUCUGUGAAUUGAUUGAGUUUUAAAAAAAGUGACAUUUAUUAGGAAUGUUUUUUUUUUUUUCGGCUGUCGUUAGGGGAGAAUAUUAUAAAUAUUAGUGUGUCUUGUUUGAUUUCGUCGUUCCUAUAUUAUAAUGAAUUGUGGCUUAUUGCUAAAAAUGGCCUCCAAAGCACAACGUAAUUAUUUAAUUUACAUAUCACUUUCGAAAACUAAUCGGCUCUUUAACUCACAUUCCAAAAAGGUUUUAUAUUUUUGUAUGUCAUUUUUAUAACUCGUAAUAUAAUCUGUGGUGCUUUAUAUUUCGCUGCUCUAGAAUGUAUUAUCUGUGUUUAUUUGAAGAUUGUCUUUGGAAAUUUGUACGAUGUUUAUCCUGAGAUCUGAAAUGGAUGCGUGGUAUUUUUUAUCAAUGUAUUUCUAUAAUAUAUCUAUAUUUUACAAAACUAGAUUGCGUUUGCUGUGUUAUUUAAAUGAAUAUAAUUAUUUAUAAAAGUAAAGCUAUUUAUAAAAUAUUAAAUGUCUUCUGUAAUCGGUAUUAAUUUUGUAUGACAGAAUUACGUAAAAAAAAAGUAUUUUAUUUCACAGCUUUUUAUAUAAGUUUUGGCGUUGGCAUACAAAAACCUCAGGCUUCCAGUAUUUGCUCAAAUUUAUUGAAUGAGCAUUCGUUUUGCGAUAGAAUUAAUGUUUGUAGCUCCUGUAUAUAACGUUUAGAUAGAUUUUAUACGAAAUGUCAUGAAAUCUUGUCCUACCGGGAACAUAAUAAACUAUAUGUUGUAUAUUAUUUGUAUUGAAGUUUAAUAAAUAUCUGCGAUGUA
Molecule: messenger RNA, 7299 nt
Organism: Vanessa atalanta (red admiral)
Lineage: Eukaryota; Metazoa; Arthropoda; Insecta; Lepidoptera; Nymphalidae
Gene: Pi3K68D
Product: phosphatidylinositol 4-phosphate 3-kinase C2 domain-containing subunit alpha
Exons: 33
Coding region: 159-5546 (1795 amino acids)
Biological process (GO): cell migration; phosphatidylinositol-mediated signaling; phosphatidylinositol-3-phosphate biosynthetic process
Cellular component (GO): cytoplasm; plasma membrane; phosphatidylinositol 3-kinase complex
Molecular function (GO): phosphatidylinositol binding; 1-phosphatidylinositol-4-phosphate 3-kinase activity; 1-phosphatidylinositol-3-kinase activity
Source: RefSeq, a predicted model, not a curated record